AGACAUUGUAAUGAAACUAAUCUGAAAUCGACGCCAAUAACACUGCCAAAAGCUGCAUUCAUUUCUUUCAGUUUCAGCUGAACUGUCAUUAAAGUUUUAAAUCUUUAUUAACUCCAAAAAGUAUCAUAUGAAAAAUAAUAGGGCGUAUGUAUAUGUGUGAUAUAGUAAUGAUAAAUUAGCAAACGCUUAAUAUAAAGUAAAUAUAUUUAAAUUGAGUCUAAUUUACACAUUUUGUGUCAAUUUUUAUUUUUUUUUCUAUGGUACAUACUGAAUCUAAUCACUACUAAUAAAAUAUUAAUAAUCAGAUUCUCGGUCAGUCACUCACACUGACAGCGACUGACCCGCCUCAGUGUCUGCUAGGCAGAGACUCUAGCCUAACCAUAGACUAUAGUGGCUAUAGCCUAUAGCCUAUACUAGUCAACAGCCUACUACCACUAGUUAGUAGUACUAGUGACUAGUACUAGUCAACAGCCUACUAAGUACAAAUUACAAAUACUCAACCAACACCUUUUCAUUUUCACUUUUCAUGUGGCCUUUUUGUACAGUGAACAGAUGUUCCGGUUUCCCGGGGAAUAUCCUUGAGUCCUUAUUAGUAAUAUUUUUGCAUCACCUUCCCUGCAUUCCAAUAGUUCAGGAAAUGCCCCAGCCUGUGAUGUUUCCUGUUGAACUGCCUACUUUUCCCUAGACCUAGACAGGGAUAAAUGCUCCCACUGUAUCAUACCAUACUGUAUGUACUGUAAGAUUAUUUUUCUCUGAUUAAAACAUGUUGACACCAGAUAAAUCGCAACUGAAAGUCAAUACUCAUUACAAAUAAAACAUUCAUAAUACAUAUGCUGGUUGUCAAAUGCAAUUUUUAAGUGAUUCUUGUGACAAGUUUUAUGACUAGUUUAGCCUUGCCAUGACCAACUGUUUCACCAUACCCUUGAAGUGUAAACCAGUGGAACUGUCUGCCGCUUGCCAAAUAUAAAUUAUAAAACUAAAACAGGAAUUUUGUUUUUUCAACACCCUGCACAGGACAGGUUUCUCUGUCUUUAUUAGAAAUAGUGAGCUGAAAUUUGGCACUUAUGUAACUAAUUCUAUUUACUUUGAUAUCAUGUGAGCAUUUUAUUGUAAAUCUUGUUCGCUUCUGUUUACUUUGAUCUCAUGAGAGCAUUUCAUUGUAUAUCUAACAGUCAAAUUGUAUACCGUAUAUGUUUGCAAUUAUUUUUCAUGACCUUCAAGGAUCAAAGGCAUUUUUUUUACAUGGGAAUGAUCUCCAAGAGUUAUCAAUAAUAUCAAUAUCAUACAGACCAGCUGCACCAAGUUUCAUUGUUGUAAUUUCAUGAGUUAAGAUAAUUCUAAAUUAUGAUUUGAAAAUUCUUUUUAUAUGUUCAUAAAAUUAUUCAACAAAAGUUUAUUAUAAUUUUUUGGCCUUUGGUUUUUAAGAUACCAGCAUUAAAACCCAAAUGUGCAACAACCAAAUAAACAAAUAUCACUUAAAUAUUUUAAUUUAAGUAAUUAGUUUUCAACCUGUGAGCCCCACUUAACUGAGAAUCUUGUUUUUAAGGUAUGUAACAAUAUUUGAAGAAGUGAAGUAGGGCUUAUUUAAAGUUUAUAUGAACUUUUUAAUUAGCAUGUGAGGAUUAACAAAAGAGGAUUAUGAUAUAAAUUUGAUUAAAAUUCUCAGUCAGUUUGUGAAUAAGGGUCAUCCCUAAUUGGGAAAAAAAAAAGUUGAGGGGGGUGGUGUGUGUGUGAAAAUCAUCCAAAAUAGCAUAAAGUCAUAUAUGGAUAGCCCCAUACUAUAAAAUGGAAACAUUAAAUACCCAGUAAUUAAGUACAUCUUAACUUGAUCAACUAUGAACAGUCAUUACAACCAAUGAGUCAGGGAAUAAAUGUUUCAAAUGUAUGUAGUCUUCACUAAUAAUAAUGUUCUCAGCUGCUUGCCCCCCGAAUAUUUUCUUUUAUGUGUUACUUGGACUUUGACACUGUUUUAAAAUAAUGUUUGUCAUUGAAUCUGAUGUGUACAAAAUAGAUCAUUAGUUUAAUGGAAAACUGUCACUACAAUUCAUUUGUUUAGACAUUUAAAAAUAUUUCUCUGACAGAUUUUUGUUGCCAGUAUGAAGCACACCUACUGAAUAUAAACACAAAGACUUUUACCAAUUUAUUAACAUAAUAUGUGAAAAAUUGUUGUCAGUUUUGGCCUACUUACCAUACCGUUGGUCAAGAAAUGACAUGUGAUUGCACUAUAAACACAAAGCAGAAGCUAAGUUUUCAUACAAUCAGUUACAUCAAAGCUUUUAUCUCUAGCAUUGUUGAUGGCAAGCAGUUCUGUGGUUUUAAUUAUGUAUCAGGCGUGAAAUCUAAACUUUGAAUUCGGAAGAUAAUGUUGCGGUUAAAUCCUCACAUUUUGAGAAUACUACAAAAUGAAUUUCCACAACAUGUGGGACCAGAUGCAUCAAAGUUCAGCAUCCUGAAGGAGUGCCAUCGUGCUCUAUCCACAACACCAUUCUUGAGCAGCUUAGAUGGCAAAACCGGAUUACCGAGCCAAACUCGGGUCGUCAUUUGUGGUGGUGGGAUACUUGGUUCUUCUGUUGCCUACCAUUUGGCUCAGAGGGGAUGGACUGAUGUCGUUAUUUUGGAACAAGGAAGGUAAUAUUAAAACCAAUCGAUUGCUCUUAUUUUCCAGUAACAUUAUAAAUUUUAAUUUUAAAUCCACCUUUCAUAUAAUCAUGUAGUCUAUAUAAUAUUAGAGAUAAUAUUCGUAAUAUCUUUAUCACAAGAAAUUUAUUUAUUUAUGUAUAAUAUUUUUUAUAAUUAAUUUUAAUGAGAAAAAUGACUUUACAUGUAUGUAAUAGUAAAGUAAAUUUUGAUUGGAAAAUACGGAAGCAAGUAGAAUAAAUUGUUUUCUUUAUCUGUAACUGUAAGAAAAGCUCCAAAAAAGUCUGUCUCAAUGUUGCCACUCCAACCAAAUGUAGAUAGAAAAGCUGCAAGUUUUAUGUCCAAAAGUUACAACAAUAAAAAUUAAAAUACAACCCAUAAGACAUUUUCCCACGUUUUAUGGAUGUCCACUGCUGUUUUGUUGGACAAAACCAUUUUUAUAUAUUGGUAUCAAAAUCAAUUUGAUCUUGUCCACAAAGUACUGACCCGUGAUAUAACCACUUUAAUGUGUUGUAAGAUUUUUUUUAUAAUUUUGAAAACUUAUGGAUUAGGUGAACGACUUAAAUGCUGGAAAAACAUCCUGAUGGUGGUGGCCUUGCUUCAGCUUGCAAUCCUAUUAGAGCCGCAUCCAUAUUUAAUAUUCACCUUCAUGCCUUAUCACAUUUGUGACAGCUGGUGUUUUCAAAACACAGGCUGACUUGUGGCACGACAUGGCACUCUGCCGGCCUCAUAGGUCAAGUACGAACCAGUGCAACAGAGAUGAAAAUAUUGAACUACAGCAAGAGGCUUUACGAGAGUUUGCAAAAAGACGGUCAUGACAUCGGUAAGAGUUUUACCUGGCUAGGUAUAAAAAAAUUGAAUGAAGUUACAUUACAAAAUCAUAACAUAAUACAUUUUUAUGCGUACGCAAAAUAUCUUUUUUGACAAACAAUAUAAAGUUUAAAUUAAAAAGACCUUAACUUAUAGAGCUGGAAGCAGUGUUAAGUCCCAGAUGAAACUGCAAGUUGGUAGUGGACUAAUUAGAGCGGGUAAGGAAAUAAAGCCUACUCUGAAUGUAUUUCUUUCAACAAACCUUGGCCCAUUCUUCCUUUCAUUAUCUCCACAGGUUGGAAACAGACUGGAAGCAUCAGUGUGGCACGCACGAAAGAGAGGCUGGUUGAAUUCAAGAGGAAACAUGCCACUGCCAAGUUAGUACUGAUCCACGUCAUGAAUUCAGCAAGCUCUUCACAAUUUUCCUUAUGAUAUGUUUGAAGAUGUUUGAAUUAUUAACAUUACAUUUAAAUUUCCUUGUUAAUAUAAGACAGUUUUAUUUUUAUAUUAAGGUUAAUUAUUAAUUUAAUUUAUUUUGUUUUUUUUUGUUUAAAGUAAAUCAAUGAAGAUAAAGUAUAUUUAUUUCAGGACUGUAGGAGUAGAAACACAUCUUAUGUCACCAAUAGAAGCAAAGAAACAUUGCCCAAUAUUAUUUACAGACGAUCUUGUGGUCAGUUAUGUUCUGUUUCCUUUGUUUUCAUUGUUCCAAAAUUUUAACAGUGCUCUAUUUUCACGUAUUUUUUCUUGGAUGUGUUCAUUAUUAAACAAAAUUUACUCAGACGAUGAGAACAUUUCUUUAUUAAGUCAUUUAAAUUGAUUCAUCUUUGUCCCCAUGAUUAUCUUUGGGUUUUUUUGUCCGCCCCCCCCCCCACAACACCAGGGUGCCAUGUGGAUACCGCAAGAUGGUGUGGUCAAUGCUCAAGCAUUGUCUCAAACUUUAGCCAAGUGGGCAGUUUCAAAAGGUAAGUGCAUCUACAAUAUUAAUGAACUUUCCUAGUGCAAAAAUUUCACACCGAAUCAAAAUCUUGAGCUGACCAAAAAUGAUAAAACAAAGUUGUUUGUUUUUUUUUAAUUGAACCCUUAAAAGCACUAUUUUAAUGUGUACAAAUCAUUGGAAAUUUCAAUAUGACAAAAACCUAAUUGAAUGCAGUGUGGUGUCACCUGGUAAAAAUUAUAUCAUUGUGAUCUAGUUUUAAUUGAUAAAAUUUGUAAAUCUGGGGUGGGGAAGGCCAUGGGUUGUUCUGAAUGGAAGGAUGUGGCGGAGGAGGCCAGGGCCCUACAUGGGCUGUAGCGCCACUGAUGAUGAUGUCUGAAUGGAAGGAUGUGGUGGAGGAGGCCAGGGCCCUACAUGGGAUGUAGCACCACUGAUGAUGAUGAUGGGGGUGGGGAAGGUCUUUGUACUGGUUUUUCACUCCUGUAAUUUGUCAUUUAGAGAAUGUAAUUGUAUCACCUGACUUUUGUCAUUGUGUUAUUCUAAAAGUAAAUAAAUAUAUUUUGUUAACUUGGUCAAAUCCUGAUUUGUAGGUGUCAGGGUCUAUGAGGGUGUUGGUGUGACAAAGGUUGUAACAUCAAAAGGGGAAGUCACCGAUGUGAAGACUACUGCUGGGGACAUCAAAUGUGAAUACUUUAUCAACUGUGCGGGGCAGGUGAUGUGAUUAUGUCUUUUGCUUGUCUAGAUUUAAAGCUUAUUGAUAUUUUCAAACAAUUUUUAAAAAUAUAGUUCUUUUCAGGGUUCAUACAAUGACAGUGGUCUUUAAUUCCUGUGAUAAAGCACUCUUAGUGCAGUGGUUCCUUUUACUUUUUACUUGUUGGGCCCUUUCUAGAAUUAAUUACUUUGUGAGAGUUGCUCCAGCCUGCCCUGUGUCUUACAAGUUGAUGGUGUUAUUUUAUUUCCUGGCACAGCCCCUGAGAAUUGAACGUGGAGCACAGCCUGGGGACCACUGGCUAGUGAUAUAGUCUGUAUUAUUCUUAAACUGUUAGUUUUAGAGUGCUUGAGACCUCACCCAGAUUUUACGUAGAGACCUCACCCAGGUUUAUUGUAGAGACCUUACCCAGAUUUAUUGUAGAGACCUCAGCCUGGUUUAUUAUAGAGACUUAUCCAGAUUUUCUCAAUGCCAUCUUGAAGCCACAUACAAUCAUCCUUUUUUUUAUAUGGCUCUCCCCCAUUAAGCAUUACGUUUUUGUGGUUGUUUCUUGCAGUGGGCCAGAACAGUUGGUAAGAUGACUCACCCAAAGACAGUGAAGGCUCCACUGCAUUCUUGUGAACAUUACUACCUGCUGACCAAGCCGCAGGACGGGAUACACACCAUGAUGCCAGGCCAGUGAAAACCCUUUAUGUGACUUCUCUCGUUUUAGUACAGUGCAGAAUCUUAACUGCCCUCAACACUGAAUGUUAUAAAUGUUGGGCUUAAAAUUAUCCAUGUGUACAAUUGAUAAAAACACUUAUGAAAACUAUUAAAAUGGUUGUUUCUUUACAUGUUUAAACAAUGAGAUUUGGGAUUUCGUAUUACAGAAUCAAGGUUGUAGUUACUAAAUGUCAGGUUUUUUCCAAAGUGUAAUUGUUACAACCUAGUGAUUUUUGGCAGAAAAUUUUACACACACACACAUUGUGUUAUUGUGAGAUGGUUUACACAAUGAUAACCUAAACAAUGAACUGCAGUGAAGAAUAUUACUUGAUCAACAUUUACCAUUCAUUUCUCAUGUCUUGAAUGAGAUCCUUAUACAUAGCUGAAUGUAAAUUUAAAAAAUCCUGUCUUAUCUUAUCAGUGGUGAGAGAUUAUGACGGACAGGUCUACUUUCGAGAGUGGGGUGGUGGGAUGUUGGCCGGAGGCUUUGAGAGCAACGCCAAGACUGUUUUUCACAAGGGAAUUCCCGAAAAGUUUGAGUUCCAGCUGCUACAUGAGGACUGGGACCAUUUUCGUGAGUUACCUACUGCUUCUGUUUUCUAGGCUCAAAACCAGUGAGCUCAGGUAAUAUUUAAAUUAAUGCCACAGGAAGCAAACGCAGACUUUUUUUUGUUUUAUUGGCCCAUCCCCUCAAGUGAUUUCUUUCAAUGUAUGUGAGCAUGUCUCGUGGCAUGAACAUUGACUUUUGUAACAUCUUCUAGAAAUUCUCCUGGACAACAUACUGCACCGCAUGCCCAUUCUGUCCACUGCUGAGGUUCACCAGCUGGUCAAUGGACCUGAGAGCUUCACACCUGAUUCGAAAUGGCUGUUGGGAAAAUCUCCCAAGGUCAGCGAAAGCCUUUUUUUAUACUGGCCUGAGUGUAUUGAGCAAGUCCCUAUUUUACCAAAUAUUUAAUAACAGUUUAAUGUGACAAAACAAAACUAUUGCUGAGUCAUGAAAUAGAGAUUCAGCUUACCCGAUCUCACAAAUGAACUAUACCACUGCAAUCAGGAGGAUCUCUUUAGCCAAUUCUUAUUUACUAUCGUUUUAAAGUGACACCUCCUUUAAAUAAUGAAAGUUUUUCUAUAUAACCAUACAAUUUUGUUCCACUUUCAAAGCAUAAGCUUUAUUUUAUGAGGUAACUCAUCAGACUCAGGGCUGUUUCUGGUGAGAGUAGGUGAUGGAAGAGACAAAAGACUCUGUGAAUUUUAGUUUGUAAAACUCCCACUUGAGUUUUUGUAUUUUAUGUUGGAAUUUGAUUGCUCUAAAAUCUUUUACAUAUGUGUGCAUAUCCUUAAGGAAUGAGGAAGAAAAAAGGAAAGGUUGUGUGGCAUAAAAAAAAAAUGCUACUUUUAAAAGUUAAAAAUCACAAUUUACAUACUUUAACAUACCGGUAAUAAAAAUGUGUCGUCUUUUUGUGGGGCUGCUUAUUGUACAUGUAGCACAAGGGAAGAAAACUAAUAAAAUUAUCCCCAUGUAAAUAAAUGGUGCAUCAUGUCAAUACAUGUCAUUUUAAUUAGAAAACAAUUGUAUGUGACAGAUAAAGAACUAUUACAUUGCUGCCGGUAUGAAUUCCAACGGGAUAGCUGCAGCCGGUGGUGCGGGGAGACACAUUGCCGAGUGGAUUGUGGAUGGGGAGACGAGUCUGAACCUGUGGCCCUACGACGUCAGGAGGUUCGUGCGCCUCCACAACAACAAAAAGUUUCUACGAGACAGAAUGUCCGAGGCAUUGGGUAUGUCCUUUUUUUUUUUUUUAAGUCAAUGUUUAAAUCAAUGGAUUUUCGUCGGCCAAUAUAAUAACCCUGACAAAUGUACAGCCUAAAAGCUGAAUUUUAUAAAAAAAAACUAAAUGUCUUGCACUCAAACUUUUAGUAAUGUUUUAAUCUACAAUCAUAAGGGCUGGUAACAUUUAAAUAAUAAUUGUUUACAAAAUGUGUUCAUUCUUCUUUUCAUCUAAUAUAUUACAGACACAGUUUGUUUAGAAAUGUUACUUGAUUUGACAUCAAAAGAUUGUUGCUAGAUUUGACAUCAAAUGAUUGUUGCUAGAUUAGACAUCAAAGGAUUGUUGCUAGAUUUGACAUCAAAUGAUUGUUGCUAGAUUUGACAUCAAAUGAUUGUUGCUAGAUUUGACAUCAAAGGAUUGUUGCUAAAUUUGACAUCAAAGGAUUGUUGCUAGAUUUGACAUCAAAAGAUUGUUGCUAGAUUUGACAUCAAAUGAUUGUUGCUAGAUUUGACAUCAAAGGAUUGUUGCUAGAUUUGACAUCAAAUGAUUGUUGCUAGAUUUGACAUCAAAUGAUUGUUGCUAGAUUUGACAUUAAAGGAUUGUUGCUAGAUUUGACAUCAAAGGAUUGUUGCUAGAUUUGACAUCAAAUGAUUGUUGCUAGAUUUGACAUCAAAUGAUUGUUGCUAGAUUUGACAUCAAAUAAUUGUUGCUAGAUUUGACAUCAAAUGAUUGUGACUAGAUUUGACAUCAAAUGAUUUUUGCUAGAUUUGACAUCAAAUGAUUGUUGCUAGAUUUGACAUCAAAUGAUCUUUUUCUUUUAUUCCUCUGGUCACACACAUUUAAACAUCUGUAUAUUUUUUUGUUGCAGCAAACCAUUAUCUCCUGAGGUACCCAAGAGAAGAAUACAAAACGGGGCGGAAACUUCGCUGCUCUCCCCUGCAUACUCGGCUAGAGGUGGCUGGGGCCGUGUUUGGUGAAACCAUGGCCUACGAGAGGGCCAUGUACUUCACUAACAAUGAAGGUCAGUUGCCCCGGGGAAAUGCCUGAUUUGGAGUUUAGUUGAGAGAAGCACAAUACGCUAUAGAAAUAAACUCUCCAAUGUGGUCAUCUUUGUCAUGUAGAUAAAUUUUAUUUAUUUCAUUCCUUUUUUUUAAACCUAGGACUUAAUCAUGCAAGUCAGUUCCCCCAGAUAUGAGUUUUUUUUACAUGAAAUUGAAUUUUUAUUUCCUCUCUUUAGCUAGUAAUUUGCAAACACUGCAUUCCUAUCAAUAUAUUUGCUUGCCAGAUAAUUUAAUUGGUAGAGAGAUGGGGGCCCACUGGUCUUGGACCAAGCCUGGCUGGUUUGAGUACGUGCAAGAGGAGUACUGGGCUUGCAAGGAGCGGGUUUGUCUGAUGGACAUGUCUUCUUUUGCCAAAUUUGAAGUCAGGGUAGGUCACUCUAGAAGAACACGCUAAUGCCUUUGCCCGGAGUUACCUUAAAUGAGUUUUUACAGAAAAUUUUGCCUCUCAUGAUUGAUAAUAAUUCUCAUUCAAAGCCUGACACAUGAUUAUUAUAUUCUGUCAUUCAAGUCAAAUGUAGUUCUUUAGAAGAGUUAAAAUCAACUUACCAAGUAUCAUCAUGCAAGAUAAUCAAAUUAGUGAUUCUAGCCACUGCCUUUUGUCUUAUGACUAUAUAUUAUGGUAUAAUUCAAUGCAGUUUAUACAUAAAAUAAUGUCCCCAAUAACUUAAUUUUUAAAAUUGUAUGUUGAAUUUACUAAUACAUAUCUUAAGGGGAGGUGCGGGUGAGGAAUCGGCGAAAAUGGCAAAUUUUGAAUAUUUUUUUUUUAUUGUUUAUUUAGUUUUAUUAACCAUUUCUUUAUUAAAUUUUUAUAUUUGUUUUUACAAAAGUAAGCUAGAAAAUAUAAUAAAUUACCAUUUUCUUGACCCUAUCUAUCAGAAAAAUGUCAAAAUUGCACUAUUUUUAGUGUUUUUACCCCUUUGUUAUGAAUAUUUGAAUCGCCCAAUCCCUAUGUAUUUGGUAUGGUUGGAAAGAUGGCGAUUUCCGGGUCAAGAUAAAUAUAGCUUACGGUCACAAGGAAAUUUACAAAAGCAACCGAACCUUUCGAUCGCCGGCAAUGUCUAGCAAAAUGUGGUUAUGUUCCUGUCCUACUUCGUGUAUCACGUGACCUUUGAAUAAAGCGAGCAUUUUGAUUGGUUCCUGUGUAGGAAAUCUGUUCGUAAAGUUCACUUCCGGUAUAAACAACCCUUUGUUGAAUUCGUGAGGCCUAGCAAUUUUGAUAUGUAAUUUGUCGGUAAUAAAAACAUGCGGGGAGCUAUAAAAACCACUAAAUAAGUAAAUAACCAAACAAAAUGUGUUGGCUUUGAUUAAUUGCCAUGAUAAACACGAUUAAUUCUUCCCCUUUUCUGAGAAGACUAAGACUGAGUAAACUAACUACUAAGCCUACUCCUAGUGCGAGUCGCUUCAAGUUCACGCAUCGCUACGCUACUUCACUAGCAGGAAAAAUAGAAAAAUACCAUGCAUUGGUAAGUCUGAAAGAUAAAAUCUAUUUUUCACUUAUAUUCAAAUUUAAAGUACGGUAUCAAUUAUUCAUAAGGCUAAGCCUAUACUGUACUCACUAAAGACCAUUGAAUGAAGGCUAUUGCCUAUGGCUAUACAUUAUUAUUCUUAUACUUUUUUAUUAUUAGUUAUAAACACUGUUAGUUUAGUGAUAGUGAACUGUAGUAAAAAUAAAACUUAUAAGUAUAAGUUAUUUAUGAAUUUAGUAAUUGUGACAUUUGACUUACACUGUCCUAUAUUUAUAGCUAUUAAAAUGGUAAUAUAUUAAAAUUCUCAUUUUUCUUAUCGCGGCACAAAUGACAUUGUCAUUAGUGUUAUAUUAUUCUAAAGUAAAAUAAGAGCCCUAACAAAUUUUGCUUGAAAUACGUGUCAACAAGUAUGACCUAUCAGUCAUUAAUGUCAUUAUAGCCUUAUAUUUUUGUUGAGAAGCAUUUAAUAAAAAAUAUCUAACUACACGUUUAUUGUUUUCAGGAAUGAUUGAGGAGACGCGCAAUGAGUUUGCCGAACACAACAAACCACAACAUGCAUUAUAUUUCCUGUUGAUAAACUACACUGACCUGUUGUGCCUAGGUCCAUUUAGCCCAAAGGAUAAUUUGCACAUGAAAAAGAAGGAGUGGCCUAAGUAUGUAUUCCCAUUGUUACAGAAUGCUCGUCGCAACAUGUGUUCGAUGCAUCGAAAUAAAAGUAACCUCAGACAGAGGAUGCAAGAGAAGACUAACACAGAUUACAUCACAAAACUCAUUAUGUGUUAUUCAAGGACCAAAAGAAUAAGACAGUAGUUGAAAGGAACAUAUCAAUAAUUCCCUUAUUUCAACAUUGUAUCUCUAUGCGAUGUGAUUUUCAACAUGGCUAGUGUUAAAAUUUGAUACAGUAACUAAUUAGAUUUUACAAUGGAGUUAUUGCUCAUGAGUUUUGGCUCACACAAAAAACUGUUAAUAUGCUUUUGGGAAAAAUACAUAUUGCAACUCAAAUGAUUCAAAAGUUGUAAGAUAGAAAUCAGAAAAUUUACAACUGUCAAUAUUCAUUCUGUCAUUAGAAAUCAUAGAACUUACAAUUUUUUUUACAAGAUUAAGAGUUGCAUUUUCAGCAAACAUGGAUAAUGCCAUAUAACUCUUUGGCAUUGCAUAUUUACAUAGCUUAAUUUUAUGGUUUGCACAAUUUUAUAAUGCUGAAAUUCUCCAAAAUAAGCAAAUUAUUAUUUUUUCGACAAAAUCAGAAUAAUAGAUAAAAAUACAUCAAUCACAGCGACAAGUUGAGUGGUCAGGAAAAAAGACCAAAGGACAUGGAAAAGGAUUAAAAAUGUCAACAAUAGGCUAAUAAAAAGUUUUUAUUCCAACCUGAGUAUAAGAUUCUUAUUUUUCAUUGAUAUGUUCAUUGUUUUUGUUGUUUUUCUUCGUUAUUUCAGUUUUCUCGUUUUCAAUAUUUUUGGUCACCAAUAUCCCUAUAACUUUUUUAUUUCUUAUCCAAACCUCACCAAAUUUUCACAGUAUGUUCAGUGACCAAUUCUUAACAUUUGACUAGCCUAGAAUUAUGAUAACUAUCUUAGAAAAGAAAAUAUGUAAAAAAGAAUUCACCCACACCCCUAUUUUUUGCAUAAAAAAUGGGGGCACAAUUUCCGACCCUGUAUAUUUAUAACUAGUUGAAACAUCAAAAAGUCCUGUUUUACAAAGUUUUAUUAUAGAUUAAAUAAUCUAUGUUUAAAAUCUGAUAGCAAUAACUUAAUAUUUGUAAAAGCCUUAGUGUUUGAAAAAACAGUUAAAAAAUAAAAAUGGCGGAGGUUUUUUAUGGGCUACAAAGGCAACCAAUGGAAUUUUUUUUUUUUUUUUAAACCUGUUUUGUACCUCCAUUACAAUACCAAAUAAGGUGUAGGUAAAAAAAAUCCUAUAUGAAGCUAAACAAAAUUUUUAGAUUUUUCACCCACACCUCCCCUUAAAACAUUGGAAAAGUUACUAAACAGUAUAAAUGAAUUUUUUUUUAAAAUUAAAAUUAGUGAUUGUUUGAUUAUUUUAAAAAAGUUAUUUCUAAAAUAACUAAAACAAGAUGACCCAAGAACUGUUAUCAUAGAAGAUACCCACCUGUCCAUAUUCAUAUCACCCAGUCUUCGAACUCCCUGGGCCUGUUACCACUCUUGUCGUAUUAAAGUCUUUACAAUUUUUAUAGAAAUUAUUUGCUAAUUUCUAGAAGUUUUUUUUUCUUCUUCAUAAAAUAUAUUUUCUUUACUUGAAUUUAUUAUCAGUCCCAAGGAGAUGAAGCCACGGCUUACUUGAACUACUUGUGUUCCAACAAAAUUGAUAAUGACAUUGGUACAAUAGUCCAUACCGGCAUGCACAACGAACAUGGCGGUUUUGAGAAUGACUGCACAGUGGCUCGCCUGGAACCUAAUCAGUAAGCUCGGCUGUUUUUUUACGCUGUUAGUCAUGCAGACCUGUUUACUCUUACGAUUUUGGCGUACAAUGUACGAUUUUGAGAUGUCUUUUACGAUUGUACGCCGAGACCCGCCAAAACUACGAUUUUCAGAGAGCCUGUGAAAAAAAAAAAAAAUUCCGAUUAAAAUUCGUUUGUUGAAGUUUUAGCCCUUUCCAAUAAAAAUCUACUGGUGAUGGGAACGAGAAAAACGAUUGGUUGUAAUUUUUUUUUAAAGUUGGGACCAUCCUUCAUUAUAUUAUGCACGCAUUGAGAGGGGAGGUGGGGGUUGUUGAUUAAGGACAUUUGUGGCAUACGGGACGCAUGGAUGGGGGAUUGGUGGGAGUGUCAAAGGCUAUAAAUAAAUAUCACCGCAAAGAAUAGUAUUCAUGGUGACGAUUGCCAUGCUGUUGCUUUGUGUGUCACAGGGAACUAGUUAGCUGCGUCACCGGUAAUAUUUAUACUAGUCGCCCUGGCAACAGCUUCACCGCCCUCCCCAUUUGACUGCCACCAAGCGUGUGACGUAGUUUUGUUCCAUUGAACCGCGACAAUUGUGAAAACGGAGAAAACUAGAGACGAGAUGGUUUUUUAAAAUAAAAUGUUCUGCACUGGAACGUUGGAUGUGGACAUAUUUUAUAAGAGCUAGUCAGCGGCAUUUAAAAACUAUUGGUAGAACUCGCAAAACCAAUCGUAAUACGACAGUUUUGUAUCACUACUUAUACUACCCCCACCCCUUUUUUAAACGGAAAAAAUCAGACGACGGCUCAAUUUUUUUCCCUAGUAAUGAAAAAAGGGGGGGGGGGGUGUCUGCCCGGGGGAAAUAAUGACGUCACCCCCACGGAAAGACGAAUUACUGGACCAUAGUGUGUUAUCACUACGCCAAUUUUACAACUACAGGGUUCUUUUUAUAAGAGCUAAUCAGCGGCAUUUAAAAACUAUUGGUAGAACUCGCAAAACCAAUCUUAAUUCGACAGUUUUGUAUCAAUACUUAUACUACCCCCACCCCUUUUUUAAACGGAAAAAAUCAGACGACGGCUCAAUUUUUUUCCCUAGUAAUGAAAAAAGGGGGGGGGGGGUGUCUGCCCGGUGGAAAUAAUGACGUCACCACCACGGAAAGACGAAUUACUGGACCAUAGUGUGUUAUCACUACGCCAAUUUUACAACUACAGGGAUCUCUUAAUGAAAGCACAAAGCAUUAGCUUAUAUGAGUAUGCCUAAAUGCUUACUGUGAAAUAUUGUAAAAAAAAUUUUAUAGCCUUAAUAAUAAUAAUAAUAAAAGGCCUAAUUUGAAUUCACUUAUUUCACAGAUUUUCAGAUGACACUUGGCUUUAUAAGAGACUGUCAGGAUAAUUAUUGUAUUCAUAAAUGUAGGUGCAGUCUAAUUGACCCCCCGCCCCCCCCCCCCCCCCCCAAAAAAAAUCUGUCGUACGCAUCCUCAGCUGGUACAUAAUACGUAAUAGUUAGAUGGCCCUUUGUUUUACGUAAUAGUUGAUAGCCCCUUGUUUUACGUAAUAGUUAGAUGGCCCAUUGUUUUACGUAAUAGUUAGAUGGCCCAUUGUUUUACGUAAUAGUUGAUAGCCCCUUGUUUUACGUAAUAGUUAGAUGGCCCAUUGUUUUACGUAAUAGUUAGAUGGCCCAUUGUUUUACGUAAUAGUUAGAUGGCCCAUUGUUUUACGUAAUAGUUAGAUGGCCCAUUGUUUUACGUAAUUAGAUGGCCCUUUGUUUUACGUUGACAAGGUGCGGCUGGUGGGGGGCGGGGGGUAUACAUAUUUUAAAAAACUUUUUAAUGUUUAUUUUGCGUACCAGGUAUGUUAUGCAUGAAUGUCCCAUUUCCCAAACAGCUUUGGCGUUCGAAUUUGGCUACAUUGACGGAUGUGCACAUUGCCUGAUUUUAAUGUUACCAUUAAUGGAAUCAGCGAUCCUUUUUAUUUUCGGUCCCCUAGUUUAGUUUACUUAGUGAGUAUUUUACGAUAUGGCCUCGACAAAAAGAAAGGCACGCGAAACCGAUGACGAAGAAGAAACUUCUACUUCUACCGAUAAAAAUCAGCUUCAACAAAAGAUAAAUAAAGUGUAUAUUCUUGCUUGGAUGUAAGACACAAUAUACUAUGCCGCGGUCUUCAUAGAAGGGCCCAUCAUACGCGCACUGCACAUUCUGCAAGUCAGACUUUUCAGUAGCAACCAGAGCCAAAAUGAGUGGUGUGGAUUUAGGAGAUAGUGUCUAAAUAUUUAAAUCUAUACAAUCAACUCCGCCACCUACAUUUUCGUAAUGUCAGUUUAAGGGGUGGGGUGGGGAGGAUAUUCCUCGGCAAAAAGUACAUGCGGUAUUUAAAAAUACUACACUAUUCAUCCCGAAACUCUGAAAGUCCUAAAAUAGCACAUUUAUAUUUCGAAUGCUGUAAAAUACCAGACAAAAUUUAGCAGGAAUUUUCGUCGUGAUGUUGUCAAGAUGUAUUUUCAUAAAUGAACUCGCUAGCUAUACCUAAACUCAUUAGUAAAGAAAUUACAGUAAUGUUUAGUCCACCGAAUGGUAAGGCCACGUGUUACGUAUAAUUCGGUGGGCAACGCCAGUGGUUCUAAAAUUUUCGUUUCCCUGCGCCUAUGUCACACUAAGUGUUUGUCGAAUUCUAAACAUGUACAAUUCGAAAUAGUGAAUACACCAAUAAAAUAAGGGUUGGAUCAAAAAUAAAUAUAACGUGUAUGUAGGUCACUGAGCGCCAUCUGGAACUGCAAACAGCAAUUGCUUAGUGGGUUACUGCUUGCACCACGACCGGAAGUUGUCACAUUGGUUUAAAAGUGAAAAUAAAAUAAUGAAUUUUUAAAAAAUAUUUCGCAACGCCCCGAUGAGGAAGCCGCAGCCACCCCCUUGCCCGAGCACCCAGGGCGAUGUGGCGUUUAUUCUGGGAACCACUGGGUUGGCCGAAUCACCCGUGGUGAAAACCCAUGUCACAUUUUGUUUACUGUAACAUCAUGAUAUACAGCGGAUUUUGUUAAGUUUAUGGGGGGGGGGGGCUGCUUGUGUUUUAAAGCUCACUGUACCGUACACACAAAAAAAGGUGGGGGGGGGGGGGGGGGUCCCAAUUUGUUACCGGGUAAUUCAUUCUUAUUUUAAUACUUUUUAUUUUAUGCUUUUCUGAAGUCAAGUUUGAACUUUCACCGGUGUUUUUAUUUUAAAGCUCACUGUACCGUACACACACAAAAAAGGGGUGGGGGGGGGGGCCUCAAUUUGUUACCGGGUAAUUAAUUCUUAUUUUAAUACAUUUUAUUUUAUGCUUAUCUGAAGUCAAGUUUGAACUUUCACCAGUGAUUUUAUUUUGACCUGUGACAGACUGGGAUAAUGUGAUCAGCACGUUAACCCAAAUAUUAAUUGAUAUGUAUUAGCCGAUACACGUCUGCAAAACAAAGUGACCGCAGUUAACAGCUAACGUCAGUCAUCUACUGUUUACCUACAGUUCCAUAUUUUGACGCCAGCUUUAACUCGAUUCCACUGAACAUGCUAUAGGAGUAGUUAUUGUAUACAUUAUAUAUACAUGUACGGUAUUUUAUUUAUUUACUACCAAAAUACUGCAAAGUACGAUUUUGAGAGGAUAUUGUACGAUUUUAGGAGUUUGGGGGUAAACAGGUCUGGUCAUGGAAAUAUUUAAAUAAACUAAUCAUCACUGUCAACUUAUAUGUUGUUAAAGAUUAAUUAUCUGCUUUACUUAUUGUGACACAUCUUACGUCCCCACCCGUAUAAAUAUUUGCUUUCUGCCCCGCACCACAGUUAACUCAGCUUCAACGUCAUCAUGACUGUCAUGUUAAGUCCAGUAAGAGAAGCAGCAUAUGUGUGAUGGCGCUGUAUGUGAAGUGAAGAAUAUUACAACAUUCAUUGUUUUGUUGUAUCUAUAAUUCAUUCCAGCUACUACAUUAUCUGCCCUGCAACCCAACAAACCCGAGGCAUCGCCUGGCUCAACACCCAUCUCCCCGCCGACGGGUCCGUGCAGGUCACCGAUGUGACGUCCAUGUUCUCUGGCAUCAACAUUGUUGGGCCGCACGCACAGCAGCUGUUGGCCGACGUCUCGGACUUCCCUACAAAUAAGACGGCCUUCAGGCCGAUGACGACCAACCUGAUAGAUGUGGGUCAUGCCAGUGGGGUGAGGGCCAUGCGCCUGACCCAUACGGGGGAGGAUGGCUUUAUCUUGUAUAUUCCCGCAGAGGUGGGUAUAAUUGUAUAUGUUCUGUUUAAAUAUGAACAAUGGGGUUGAGUGAUGUACUGAUGAGUCAUGAAUUUUCAAUUUUAAGUAUAUCAUAAAAUAUGUCACAAAUUCAGAGAUUAGUAUGCGUUUUCCCCAUGCUUGUAAGUCUUAGUUACAAAUGUCAGUUGAAGAACUCACUAUUUAAUAUCUAUUCUAAUUUUAUUCUUAUUGUAGUAGAAUUAAUCAGUGUCACUUAAAUGAAGAACAAGAUAUAUUGAAACUGACUUUAUGAGUAACAUUUGUGACAUUUCAAAAUUGGCAUCUCUGUAUUUGCUUAUAUUCAUUGACAGGGGACGUUUUAUUACUGGUAUGUCACAGGUUUUUUUUAAAGCUCGCCGUUAUAUGAAUUGUGUGAGGAUUAAUUUAUCUCAUUUUGUACAGUACGCCCUCCAUGUGUACGAUACACUUAUAACUGCCGGCAAAGACUACGGGGUCCGCAAUGCCGGCUACUAUGCACUUCGUCAUCUGAGAAUUGAGAAUUUCUUUGCCUUCUGGGGGCUGGACUUGGAUGACAAGACGUCCCCACUGGAAUGUGGGCGGGGCUUCAGGACAAAACUGGAUGUGGGUUAAAUUUUUUUUUUAUAUGGCUAAAUUGUGUUAGCAGUUCAAAGAGGUGUUACCAUUGAAAAGUGAAUGGCAGUGUGGAGCUUAAAAUAAAAGUUGCGUUCAGUCACAGACUUCUUGCUGGAAUGCUCUGACAGGACUGGGGGAACGGCUCUGUCAGUUUAUUUCAAGAAAAACAUAAUACUGCAUUUGAAUCUUUUGACUUUUGGUGAACAAGGAGGUGGGACAAAAAUCAAGACUCUUUUCACAACAUAUUUUCCUUACUUUCAGAGAUUGUCUCACACUCAGCUUGAAGAUGAUUGAUUUUUGUUUUUUGGUUGUCUCCAUUUUUUUUCUCAAUUUGAUAUUUUAGUUUUACUGGAACUGGCCUACCAAAGAAUUUAUUUUUUGUGAAUUGUUUCUGCUGCAGGAAAAUGAUGACUUUAUCGGCAAGGCUGCUUUGCUGAGAGAGCGCCAGAAUGGGGUCAAACGAAGGUUCACCCAGUUUCUAUUGGAUGACUAUGAUGUCCACAAUGAUUACUGGCCUCUGGGGGGUGAACCCAUCUAUAGGAACGGACACUACGUUGGCAUGACGACGACAUGUGGAUAUGGGUAAGUAAGCCUUCUUUCCAUCUGUCAAAUACUCUCAGCUGUUUGUUUUAAGCCUAGUGUCAAACUGUGUAGCUGACCCUCCGGGUGGAUGGGACCCGUUAACUUUGGAUGGCAACUCAUCUAAGAGAAUGAGACCCGCUAAUGAAACCCGGAGAAGGAGUCCCGUAUCAUCUACUGCAUCCUUGUCUACUUCCAGUUGUAUUGACUAAGUCUUGUCAAUGGAUCAAAUAGACAAAGACAAGAGAGUGAGGCAGACAAAUUGACCAACUCUCCCCCACUUUAAACAAAAUACAGCUCCGGUCAAGUGGAAUAUUGCCUCGCGUGAAGGACGAACAACAAAAGCUGAAAACCUAUCCCUAUCCUUAACUCAUUCCCGACAUUUGCGACUAAAUGCGUCUUUUCGGGAUUCGCCGGAUGCGUCCUAAUGCGUCCCGGCGCAAAGCGACACACCUCUCUCAUAUCUAUUUAAAAAUAGCAAUGAAAUCUCGCAUCCCUCGAGACUUCCGGCGAUGGCGUGGUUCAGCGUGAUUUUAAUUUAAAAACCAGAAGUUUUUAUCUUGUUUCGCUUUAAAACUAUGUGUGCUUUAGUGCGGCGCGUCUAUAUGUAGCAUGUGUUCGUCCGAGGUGCCGAAAAUCGAUUUUUUGGUCAUUGUUCAUUAUUUUUUCCCCGCUAAUGUUAUAUUUAUAUUAAACCUUAUUCAUUUUUUGUUGCAUUUGUUCUUAAUUCAUUAACAUUAAAUAAUAUUUAGUAGCUUAAAUACAUAUAAAAAAAAUCUAAACAAUUUCAAAACGGGGUUACUUCCCUUUCUCAGGCAAAUAAAUUAAAUACUGAAGUAGCAUUGCAGGAGGGAAUGAGUUAACCCUAUCCCUAACCCAAACGUUAUCCCUAACCCUAUCAACCGAAUUCUCCUAGGCCGGAGCUGUCCAAACUGUUUAUGUUAGUGACAGAAUUUACAGCAUUUCCCAACACAGUAAGCACAGCUCACCAGAGUUUAAAAAAAACACCAGCUUCUAACCCUUUACAAGAGAUAGAGGUCAAUUUAUGACAAUGCGCCUGCACACUGUAACUGACACCACUAACGUGUUUUGACACAUGCACACAUGCAGCUGACACGACUGAAGUGCUUUGACACAUUUUACGGUUGACAUCUCUGAAGUGCUUUGACACUUACAUACUGUAACCAACACAGAUGAUGUGUUUUGGCAAACAUACAUAAUGAAGCCGACACCUCUAUCUUGUUUUGAGACACAUACAAGCUAGAGCUGACAUCACCAACAUGUCUUGAGACACAUACAUACUGGAGCUGACAUCACCAACAUGUCUUGAGACACAUACAUACUGGAGCUGACAUCACCAACAUGUCUUGAGGAAAAUACAUACUUCAUCUGACAUCACCAACAUGUCUUGACACACUUUCACACUGCAACAGAUACCUCCAACGUGUUUUCACUCACGUACACAUUUCAGCGGCCCACAGUUUGAAAUGCUCUGUCGCAAGACCUCUGUGCCUUAGUAAGAUAGCUUCUUUCCCACUUCAAAUAUUGUUAUUGCACUGAGCGAUCUCGAUUCAGUUUUUAUGUCUUUAUAUAUAUAUAUAUACUGGGUUCAGAUGCCAACCAAAAUUUACGUUGCUGUGGAAUUUCUCUGUUAUGAAUGUCAUUAAAAAAAAUUUAUUUGCCUGUCAAUGAUUUCAACCAUGCCUUACUGUAGUGAAAGACUAAACUACUGUGAUCAGGACCUGAAGGGAUUCAUGGAUCUAAAUCAGUGGUUCUCAACCUUCCUAAUGCCGCGACCCUUCUAUACAGUUCCUAAUGUUGUGGCGGCCCCCAACAAAAAAAAUCAUUUUCGUUGCUACUUCAUAACUGUACAGUAUAAGUGUUUUCCAAUGGUCUUAGGUGACCCCUUGGAAAGGGUCUUUCGGCCCCCAAAUGGGUUGCGACCCACAGGUUGAGAACCGCUGAUCUAAAUGAUAAACUUAACAUUUUUUUGUGGGGUUGCUUUUCAUUACAAUGACUGGCUAAAUAACUGUUGGCUGUGGUGUCGGUUUCAUUCGGCUUCACCAUGAUAUGCGUAUGUUUAUGAUAACUUUCUCUUGACCAGCUUCACUUUGGAAAAGAUGGUCUGCCUCGGGUUCAUAGGAGAGGCUGACAGCAAUGGAGAAUUUCUGGUCCAGAAGAACAUCAACGAAUGGGUGAUGAGCAAGGGCGCCAAGUAUGAGAUCGACAUCGCAGGGGUGCGGUUCCCAGCCAAGCCAGGAAUUUAUACCCCGAAGAUCACGGUCCAGGCACUGGACCCGCUUUUCGUCCCGGCCCCCGACAGGUCUCAGUUUUUUAAGUCGUGAAACCCUCUUCCUUAACGAACAUGUCGCACAAAAAGCUUUUCUGUACACCUCCUGUGUAUUAGAUUAGACAGAACAUAUGUGUUCUCUUUUCCUUGUAAAUAUGUUCACAGCAGCAAGCAAACCUGGUAACAAUACAAAAAAUAUUAUUAUCAUAUUUAACUAAAUUAUAUUAAUUAUUAAUUUAAUUAAUUAAUAAUUUUUUUAAAAAUUUUCUAUUCCUUAGGGAGCAACAAAUUUUUGUAAGAUAAUGGUUGUCUUUGGGGGUUUUUUUCCCUGUAAAAAAAUUUCAAAUUUAGACUGAAAACUGUUUGACCCACAUACGAAAACUACUGUAAGAUAUAAUCCUCCGAAUUGUGAACUUUACUGGAUAAAUAGACACGAUUUCAAUAAUUUCACUCAAGUUCAAAUUCAACCAUCUUGAUGUGAAUCAACUAUGAGUGUAACUCACGGGUCAACUUGACCAAGAGACCAUCAGUUUUUUGGUGAUUUUUUUUAAACUUUAAUUAUCAGAUCACUUAAGUUAACUGCUUGACAGCUUCAAUGGACUUGUUUGUUGUCCGGUGAAUUGUUCUUAUCUAUUCAACUUUUGUAUGUUCAACAAUUACGUCUGUUAUUAUUCUUGGUUGUUCAGCUUGUAACCAUCACUGAGGAGCUCAUCCAAUGGUGGAGUCCAAGCAAGCAUUCAAUGGGGUACAACUUCUACUUUAAUUAACAGGUUUCUCAGCUUGAGAAAUGACCCUUGAACAAACCGAUAUGUCCAGCUGAUUGUAAGCCAUCAGCAGGCCUCUUGAUGUGCUGACAUCCUUGAAUGUAGCCUUAAGUGAUAGUUUUUUUUUUGUUAUUACAUCUUAAAGAUACCAUUUCCUCUUCUCUGAGAUGUGUUAACAUUCUUAAAUAUAUACUCAAUCAAUAUGCCAUUGAUAGUCUUUCAAGUACACAUCCCUGUACAGAUUAUUACCCCCCCCCCCCCCCACCUUGGCUGUAGCUUGGUCGGAUAUCUUCUUGUGAUAGACUGAACAAAAACAAAUGCCCACAGAGGUAAAAAAUAAUUCAAUAACAAAAUGGUAACUGGAGACCAGAUAUUAUGUAAAUAGCAAAGCAUGGCCGAUUGACUGGCUGUUGGCCGACUGACUGGCUGUUGGCUGACUGACUGGCUGUUGGCCGACUGACUGGCUGUUGGCUCAUGGGAGAUGCAAGGAUUUAUGUGUGAUAGAAUGAUUUGUCAGACCAGUUUUUCUUUUGCUUUCUCUCUCUCUUUCUCUCUCUUUCUCUCUAGAAACCUUUGUGCCCUACAAGGACCAUGAGAGUGAUUGUCAGGUCUAUCAGAAUCCACUACAUUUCUAAAAGCUUCUCACAGGGCCCCUAGCAAUCCCUCACAUGAUCCCUAUCACGCCCACCCCCCCAACCACUUACCCCCCUGGUUGAGAAAUGAUUGGUUAGAAUGCCCAGCUUAAAAGCUCACUGUGUAUCAUGAGAUGUCAAAUAAAUAGUUUUUAGAUUUUCUUUCUUUUUAUUUAUUCUUAUGUUUAUGAACAAUCUGUUUUUUAAUGUAAUGCCC
This is a messenger RNA of Lymnaea stagnalis (great pond snail), 21803 nucleotides long. NCBI's taxonomy places the organism in Eukaryota, Metazoa, Mollusca, Gastropoda, Lymnaeidae. The record is from the annotation of a GenBank genome assembly.